Molecule: messenger RNA, 2434 nt
Organism: Notolabrus celidotus (New Zealand spotty)
Lineage: Eukaryota; Metazoa; Chordata; Actinopteri; Labriformes; Labridae
Product: zona pellucida sperm-binding protein 3-like
Exons: 8
Coding region: 66-1655 (529 amino acids)
Biological process (GO): positive regulation of acrosome reaction; binding of sperm to zona pellucida; egg coat formation
Cellular component (GO): extracellular matrix
Molecular function (GO): acrosin binding
Source: RefSeq, a predicted model, not a curated record
GAGUCUUAGGUAGAGAUGAGAUCUCCUCCUCUAAGUGUGGUCUGUGCUCUCCUCGUGCUCUCGUUAUGUCGUUGGUCGCGUGCCUUCUCUGGACUCUGCUCGGUGGGUCGCUGGGGGGUCCGGUCCAGCUUGCGGGUUGGCCCGAGGCCUUCAAACAGGUCCAGACGGACCGGGACGGAGCUGCGCGCCCCUCGGUCCACCACCUGCCUAUGUCCCUGCACGCACGAGGACCUGUUGUAGCGCGCGAGCUGUUCCUGCCGGUCCCUCUUAAGAGACCGAUCCCCGCAGAGAUCACCGCGUUGCUGCUCCCGCACACAGCCCCGCACACAGCUCUGCAGCAGGGAACCGGGACCCGCGCCGUGGAGGUGUGGUGCGGGGACGAUCAGGUGUCUGUGCGUGUGGACCGCUUGCAGCUGAGCGCGUGGACGGAUCCGAACCUGUUCAGUCUGGGCUCGUGCGGGGUCAGCAAGGUCAGCACGCGCUUCCUUUAUUUCCACAUCAGACUGACGGAGUGUGGAGGAGAGGCGCAGGUGGUCGGAGGUCAGCUGGUGUACUCUCUCACUCUGUGUUACACUCCUCCCCCUCAAGGCAUGGUCAUCAGAGUGGUACCUCUGACGCUUCCCAUCCACUGCUAUUACGACAGGUUUCAUUACUCGUACAAAGUCGGCUUCAGACCUCAAGUCCAGCUCAAAACGUUUCUGAAGAGCAUCCGGAGUAAACUCAGCUUCAGCCUCACAGUCUGCAAUGCGCAGUGGGAGCCCCUCCCCUCAGGUCACUGGUUCGUUCUGGGGGAGCCGGUGUAUUUCGUGGCCCAGGCGGGAGCUCUGCUGGCCGGGGAGAGACUCUACGUGGACUCGUGCUACGCCACCAGCUCCAAAGACCCAACCAGCCAGCACAGAGCAGACAUCAUCACCAACUACGGCUGCAUGACGGACAGCAGGAGGGAUGGCAGCAGCUCCCGUUUUCUGUCUGCAGGGGGCGCUGUGCUCAAGUUCUCUGUGGACGCCUUCCUCUUCAGAGCGGUCUCACAUGUUCUGUAUCUGCACUGCUCCGUGUCGGUCAGUCUCUCUUCCUCGCACUCCUCAAAGUCCUGCAGCUUCAACACGGCCACUAACAGGUGGGAGGAGCUUGAAGCCCCGCCCUCAGUCUGCUCCUGCUGUGACUCCAGGUGCACUGACGGACAGGACGCUGUGAAGAGCUCCGUCAGCAGUCAGGGCUGGUUCAUGGCUCAGGAAGCUGAACUGAAGCCGAGGAUGAUGCAGAGAGAGGAGGACGGCCAGAGGACAGAGUCGGCUAAAGGCAGUGUUAUGAUGUCGGACCAGGCCAGAAAAGAGGACAAGAGAAGGUUCUCCCUGAGCGAGGGGGGAACAGCAGCGUUAACGCUUCUAAAGACGAAUCGGGAAAUACGACUGUUACCCCAACAGACUCCGGUCCAGGUGUGGAUCACAGGAACACAAGUUCUCCUAGUUCUGCUGGAAACGUCUCCACAGCUAUCUGUCCUGAUGGAGAGAACUCCAGAUGCAGGAACAGUUCUGCUGCGGUCAGAGCGGUCCUCCCAUCUAAAGAUAGAGCCACGUCUGAGAGCAGUGGAUCUGGUUCUGGUCUGGAUUCAAGUGUUCAAGAGAGUCCUCUUGGCAGUGAAUUGGAAACCUUAGCCGGGUCAGAACAGGCAGAGUCUGGUAAUAAAUCAGCAGACACUAAACCAGAGCGGGUACCAGAGCCAGCUGGCCCAGUGGACGGUAAAGGACCACAUGAGGAUGAAACGCUUCACAGUGUGCAGAUCAGAGGGGUAGAGCCAGAUCCUCAUUCAGACGGGUUCAGGGAUCUGAUCAGAGGGCUAUUUGAAGUUUCUGGUUUUGAUUCUGGACGUCAGGAGGGUGGAACUCUUCAUCCGGGUCAGUUUACUGAAGGAGGGCUAUCUGCUGGACGACACAGUGUGGCCUCAGACUCUGCUGGAUCAGACAAUCUCGGUCACUUCUCCGUGGUGACAGUGACUGAGUCUCGACAGGACUCUGAGAACGGUAGCGUGUUGGACAGGGAGUGGGCUGAGGGAUGGGGCCUGCAGAAUCUCCUGCUCAUGACGGAGCAGACGGAGACAGACAACUUCUUUUAAAGGUGUUUGUUCGUGUUCUGGGUCUGAAGACUCAAAGAUGUGGAAGUAUGUGAUGAUGAUAUAUGUUCGGCAGGAUGUUGUGAGGACCAGGAGCAGAAGAGGAGCAGCUGAAGAUCAUGGUAUCAGAGUAUUGCAGCUGUUUCUCUGAAAUGAAGAAACUGCCUUCAGUUUGUUGAAACUCAGGGAUCAUGAACACUAACAGGACUUCACUAACAUCGACCAACGUUAGACUUUCAGGCACACCUCGUCAUCCUGAUGAUCACCUGGCUGAAUCCCUGUGGACGUUUUGAUUAAUAAUAAAAAUAUAUUUGUCUAACUUUG